GCUUCCCUUGCUCUUCCUGGAUACUGAGGUUUCGCGGUAGCCGCGUCGAUCCGCUAAUCCGCCGCGGCACGGGGAGGGUCUGGAGCGCGAGGGCUGGGGCCUGGGGCCCGAAGACCGGCCCGCCGCGGGACGUGCCGUCGACGAGGGGUCCUCACCCCCGCCGCCUGGAGCGGCCCCCUGCUCACUCCCUGGCCCUGCCCUCAUUCACUCUCAUGUACAACCAACUCGGUUUGUCCUCCGUUCCUUGGCUGCUGAGGGCUUAGGAGUCCCUGUGCUCCGCACUAAGCGGCCCGGCACCGUACCCCCAGGGGAGAGGCCCUGCCCUCUUGCCCUCAGAAAGAAGACCUGGGUAGCAGGAGCAGGCUUUCCCUCUGCUUCCCAGGCCCAGCCGGCUCAUGGUGAGGCCUGCCCCCAGGAGCAUGCCAUGGAGGAGUUAGGGCACUCCUACAGCCGUCUGUGCAGGGAGUGUGGGGCCGAGCCCCAGGAAAGUGUCCUGCAGCAACUGCAGGAGCUGCCACGGGGUCGGCUGGAUCUGGCCACUCAGAGCCUGACGGUGGACACCUGCAGGGCCUUGGGUGAGCUGCUGCGGAAGGAGACACUGCUGACGGAGCUCAUCCUGAGUGACUGCAUGCUGAGCGAGGAAGGGGCCACACUACUGCUCCAGGGAAUGUGUGCCAACACCGUUGUGCGGUUUCUGGAUCUAAAGGGCAAUAACCUGCGAGGUGCAGGGGCCGAAGCUCUGGCGAGACUCCUCCGCCAGAACAAAACCAUCCAGAGUCUCACCCUGGAGUGGAACAACUUGGGCACGUGGGAAGAUGCCUUCGCCACCUUCUGCGGGGCCCUGGCGGGCAACGGUGCCCUGCGGCAGCUGGACCUCCGCAACAACCAGAUCAGCCACAAGGGUGCGGAGCAGCUGGCCCUGGCCUUGACGCGCAACGCCUGCCUCCAGCAGCUGGACUUGCGCUGGAACGACAUUGGCCUCCUGGGGGGCCGGGCCCUGGUGAGCUGUCUGCCCCGCAACAGAACCCUGUGGAGGCUGGAGCUGGUGGGGAAUAACGUCCCCGGGGACAUUCUCAGAGCCGUGGAGCAAGCCAUGGACCACAACCAGGACCGGCAGACCACCUUCCGGGAGAACCAGGCCCGCACCCGGCUGCUCAGCAAGGAGGUGCAGCACCUCCAGGAAGAGAAAUCCAAGCAGUUUCUAGACUUGAUGGAGACGAUUGAGAAGCAGCAGAAGGAAAUGGCCAGGAGCAGCAGGGCGUCGGCGGUACGCACAGAGCAGCUGCAGGAAGCCCUGAACGAGAGGCACUCCGUCAUCAAUGCCCUCAAGGCCAAGCUGCAGAUGUCCGAGGCCGCCCUGGCCCUGUCCGAGCAGAAGGCCCAAGGCCUGGGGGAGCUCUUGGCCUCGACGGUGCAGGAGCAGCGAAGCAUGGCGGAGAGGCAGGCAGAUGAGCACAGGCUAGAGCGGCAGGAAGCUUCGGAGAGGGAAUCCCAGCUCCUCAGAGACUUAUCUGCUGCCCACGAGAAGACCCUCCUUCUGCGAAACCAGGUGGACGAGUUGGAGCGGAAGGUGACAGCCCAGCAGGAGCAGCUGUUCGCGGCCAGGCAGGAGCUGACCAACACGGCGGCCGAGCUGAAGACAAGGGCCAUCCAAGCGGAGGAGCGUCUGGAACUAGAGAAGAAAAGGUCCCGUCAGAGCCUGGAGGACUUGGAGCGGCUGCAUGCCAAGGAGGUGGAGCACAUGACUCGCCACUUGGAAGAGAGUGAGAGGGCCAUGCAGGAGAGGGUACAGAGGCUGGAGGCCUCACGACUGUCCCUGGAGGAGGAGCUGAGCCGAGUGAAGGCGGCGGCUCUCAGUGAGCGUGGCCAGGCUGAGGAGGAGCUCAUCAAGGCCAAGAACCAAGUCCGUCUGGAGGAGCGUCAGCGCCUGGCUCACCUGGAGGAGAAGCUGCGGCUGCUGGCUCAGGCGCGGGAUGAGGCUCAGAGCGCCUGCCUGCAGCAGAGGCAGACGGUGGCCGAUGCGCAGGCGCGGGCUGGCCAGCUGGGCCUGCAGGUGGAGGGCCUGAGGCGGCGCCUGGAGGAGCUGCACCCCAGCGGCAUGCUGCAGGAGCCCCAUGUCCCAGCAGGGCGGCAGCCACGCCCGCCGCCUCCCGGUGGUCACCUGCGAUCACUGCAGGGGAAGAAGCUCAGCGAGGAGGCAAGGCCCCGUCCGGAGAACGGCAGCGGGUGGGGCCUGGGGGAACCUGGAGGACGUGGCCAGGGUCCCCUGGAUGCAGACCCCACUCAGCGCCCCCUGGGAGCUGAGACCCGGGCCAAGCUCAGCUCUGUACCCCAGCCGGCUGCCGCCAGGUAA
Suricata suricatta (meerkat) is the source of this 2353-nucleotide messenger RNA. It is a transcript of the gene LRRC45, whose product is annotated as leucine rich repeat containing 45. Gene Ontology annotation, molecular function: protein binding. Gene Ontology annotation, cellular component: centrosome. NCBI's taxonomy places the organism in Eukaryota, Metazoa, Chordata, Mammalia, Carnivora, Herpestidae. The record is from RefSeq and is a predicted model, not a curated record. The coding region runs from base 425 to 2353 and encodes 642 amino acids. The transcript is spliced from 17 exons.